UCAAGAGCAACAAUCAACAACACGUUGGGUUUAAUUUUCCACAUGUGCGGUACCACGUGUAGUUCGUUGCAAUCGUCAGCCUCGGGCAACCCCCUAAGAAGAGAUUUCGGUAGAUUGAAAUCUUAAACACAACUCCAAGAUGAGUUCCACCGUUCCGAGUAAGCUGUUUUCGUAUAUCUACGGCUUUCUGAGGGAGAACAAGCUGACGAAGACGGCCAAAUCGCUGCGGAAGGAGACGGGAUCGCCGGUACAUGCACCAAAACCGGAAGAUCCUGACCUGGUUGAGAUUCUGAAGACUUACGAAACGGUCUCUCCAAGCGGUGCGGUCAAACGCAAAGCCAAGCCUGAUGACACACCAUCCCCAGCCGCAAAGAAGAAGCUGAAGGGGGAGGAGUCGGCUUCAAAAACACCCAAAACGUCCAAAACGUCAGUGAAGACGAAAGAUAAGACACCCUCUAAAACAUCUGAAAAGACACCAGCAAAAACCGAGAAAACGCCCUCCAAAACACCAGUGACGAAAACAGUGUCCAAGAAAAAGGAGAAGAAAACACCAAGUAAGGCUCUGGAGGGAAAGGGGAAAACUUCGCCAGGGACAGGAACUAAGCGGAAGAAAGAGUCCAGCAGUGAAAGUUCUAGCGAGAGCGAGGCGGAGAGCAAGCAGGGCAAGAAGCCCCAGGCUAAGAAAGCAGCUGUGGGGAAGACGACACCACAGCCGGCUGCCAAGAAACCAACCAAGGAUGCCUCCAGCAGCUCUGAAUCGGAGAGCUCAAGCUCUGAUGAGGAGGAUGAGAAACCGGCACCGGCAAAGGCCACAAAACCAGCUGCUACGACGCCUUCUAAAGGGGCAGCUUUACAAAACGGCGACGGCAGUUCAUCCAGCUCUGACUCCGAGAGUGACAGUGAGGAAGACCAACCCAAAACCCCUGUAAAGAAAGAAACCCAGACCCCGAAAGGCAAGAAAGUAACUCCCACACCAGCACAGAAGAAAGAAGAAAGCAGCAGUGAUGACAGUUCAAGCUCAGAGGACAGCGAUGAUGAAGCAAAGAAGCCUGCCACUAAGCCAUCCCCAGCUCCCAAAACCCAGGCAAAGUCUCCCAAAGUGCAGCCGGCCCCUAAAACCAAGGCGGAGUCUUCGAGUUCAGAGGAAUCAAGCUCCGAAGAUUCCAGCUCAGAAUCCGAGACAGAGAAGUCCUCAAAGCCCGCUGGCUUAAUUAAACCAGCUGCAGACUCACAAGCACCAGCUAAAACGCCAGCCAAGACUCCGGCGAAAAAGGAGGAUUCUUCAAGUUCUGAGGAUUCUUCUAGUUCUGAAUCCGACAGUGAAGAUGAAAAACCAAAAACUGUUGCAAAACCUGUUUCAAAAUCAACACCAACACCAACUAAAGUACAAGCAACAAAAACACCUGCUAAAUCACCAGCUAAAACUCCAUCUAAAGGGAAGGAUUCUUCGAGCUCUGAAGACUCCAGUUCGGAAUCGGACAGUGAAGAUGAAAAACCUAAAACUGUCGGAAAACCAGUGGCACGAUCGACACCCGCACCAAGUAAAGUACAAGCAACAAAAGCCAAAGAGUCGUCCUCCAGCUCUGAGGCUUCAAGUUCCGAGUCAGAAAGCGAUGAAGAUGAUGCGUCCAAAAAGCCGGCGUCAUCAGCCAAACCAGCAGCCAAACCGCCUGCAAAAACAAACCCAAAGCAAGCCACCCCGGCAUCGAAGGCCAAGGAAGCUUCCAGUUCUGAAGCUUCCAGUUCUGAGGAUUCAAGUUCUGAUUCAGAUUCCGACAGCGGCGCAGAACCAAAGAAACCCACUGCACAGCCGCAAAAGGUGCAGCAGGCAAAACCACAAGUUGUUAAAAAGAGCGCCUCCUCAAGUUCCGAGGAAGAGAGUGACACAGAAAGUUCCAGUUCAGAGGAGGAUGAAAGUCCCGCUAAAACGAAGCCAGCUCCAGCAACCCCAGCUUCAAAGCCCAGCCAAGCGAAACCGGCUGCAAAGUCUCCGGCAGCAAAACCCAAGAAAGAUUCCUCAAGUUCAGACGAUUCAAGCUCUGACGAAGACAGUGAGCCAGAGACCAAGCAAACAAAACCAGCUCUGAAUUCCAAACCACAAACUCCAAAAACCCAGAAAGCAGCCGAAAGUUCCAGCAGUGGGGAAUCAGACAGUUCAAGCUCGGACGACGACGAAGAUAAAAAGAAGCCAACCUCUAAACCACAGACUCAGAAAACCCCUGCCAAAACGCCAACACCGGCCCCAGUGAACGGUAAAGACGAUUCUUCGAGUUCAGACGAUUCCUCGAGCUCAGACGAUUCAAGCUCGGAGGAGAGCGAAACGGAGACAAAGAAGGCACCGGUGAAACAGGCAACGCAGAAAGCUACAAACGGGAAAGCCACGCCUAGCCAGGCAUCCAAGAAGAGCAAAGACAGCAGCGAGAGCAGCUCAGACGAAUCGAGCUCAGAAAGCGAGGAAGAGAAAGUGGUGAUGAAAAAAGUGCUGACAAAGAAGAAACCAUCCAAAUCAUCUUCUUCCUCAAGUGAUGAUAGCGACGACGAUGAUGAUGACGACACCAAACCAGGCAACCAGACUCUACCAGUCAGUACCACACCGGCCCAGGCUAAGAACAAACAGAGCCCUGCGACUGUUCCCAGAAUGAAAAAGGCUGAACCUUUCAGACGUGUCAAAGAAGGCGACCAUGAAAUUGACCCAAGACUGCAGGACAAUUCCUUCGAGGCAAAGAGGGGUUCGAGGGGCUCUUGGGGCGACAGGGCCAACAAAGAUCUCAAGGUGGUCCGCGGCAAAGCCUUCCGCCACGAGAAGACGAAAAAGAAGCGGGGCAGCUACAAGGGAGGGCCGAUCUCCACUGCCAUCAACUCGGUCAAGUUUGACAGCGACUAGAAAACGUGACCAGAAAUUGCUUUUAUUCUUUUUUUUUCUGCGGAGUUGUAAAUUAGUCAGUCACGAGUCGUCACCCGUAGACCUUUAUCAUACUGACACCAUUUCAGUCAUGUUUCCUGUAUCCAAUAACAGUACUGAAUGAUAAUGUUUUUUUUGUGCAAAAAGGAACCAGACUAUUUUUUCUCCCAGCCUCAUUUUGGUUCCGUUGAUUUGAAUUGGAAAAAAAAUCAAGACGACCGCAACAUUAUUUUUUGUCUCGUGUUACUCGUGACUGGACUGGACUUGUGAUGGGCUUGACUACCGGUACACAACAGCGAGUUGUGGUUGUAUUCAGUUGUGAGAGGCAUUUGAAACCAUGGCAAUGGGAUUCUGCAGUGUUGGUUGGAUAUUGUGCACUGUGACGUUAGAUUUUCCCCCGUUUUGGGAAAUUUUUCAUUGGACAUUUCAUGAUUUUGGCAGUUGGUGACCUUUUUAUAAGUUACAGCCGAACAAUUUUGUCGGUGAAAUCAUUCUCCAAGCGAGCAGCAUGUCAAUAACUUCAAGUGAGUCGGUCACCGUGACUAGGUUUCUAUUUAUUACACUCCUUCACAUCGGUACGCAAUUUCAAUACAU
This is a messenger RNA of Patiria miniata (bat star), 3496 nucleotides long. RefSeq names its product nucleolar and coiled-body phosphoprotein 1-like. The transcript has 5 exons. Lineage: Eukaryota; Metazoa; Echinodermata; Asteroidea; Valvatida; Asterinidae. Gene Ontology annotation, cellular component: nucleolus; nucleoplasm. The coding region runs from base 140 to 2884 and encodes 914 amino acids. The record is from RefSeq and is a predicted model, not a curated record. Gene Ontology annotation, molecular function: protein binding.